GUCACGCUACAAUUUCAAUGAAGAUGUCUCUUCGACGGGCUUUGCAUUUUGUCUUUAAAAUUGCCAACAGAAACGAAACGAUGAAAUUCUAUCGUGAUAUUCUGGGUAUGAAGGUUUUGAGGCAUGAAGAAUUUGAAGAAGGAUGUAAAGCCUCAUGUAAUGGACCCUAUGAUGGAAAGUGGAGUAAAACAAUGACUGGCUUUGGACCAGAAGAUGAUCAUUUUGUUGUUGAAUUGACAUACAACUAUGGCAUUAAAACAUAUCAGCUAGGAAAUGAUUUUCAGGGAAUAACUGUGCACUCAAAAACUGCUGUGUCAAAUGCAAAGCAACAAAGCUACCCUGUCACAGAGGAAGGAGAAGGUUGUAUCACUGUCAAAGCACCUGGUGGCUACAAGUUUACCCUGGUAGACCAGGAUGUUACUGGAG
This is a messenger RNA of Stylophora pistillata, 426 nucleotides long. RefSeq names its product glyoxalase domain-containing protein 4. NCBI's taxonomy places the organism in Eukaryota, Metazoa, Cnidaria, Anthozoa, Scleractinia, Pocilloporidae. The record is from RefSeq and is a predicted model, not a curated record.